AUGAACCUGGCUAGGCCAAGAACGCUGGGGGCAAGCCCCGGCAGCAGACAGCUCCUGGAGGUGGAAUGCGACCUUUCCUCCGUGGCAUGGCGCUGCCAGGCCCAUCCGGGCCGCGGCUACCCCUCAACCGGUCCCUCCGCUCAGCUGCUGCUUUGGAUCUGCGUGGACAGGAAAGGCAGAGCCCGCAGGUCCCUGAACAAACCAGAAAAACAGCCCGGCUCUCUGCUCGGCUCCCGUGCCCACGGCAGCCGUGCCGCCCCGCCCCGCCCGCCGCCCGAGGUCUGCCCCGCCGGGCAGGCGGGGGGCGGAGUGUGCGCCCGCUGGGAGGCCGCUUUGGACUCUGCACCCUUACGUGCAUGCGCCCUAUUUCUCGCGGGUUGCUCAGCCCUGCCCUGCCUGCUCAUGGAAGGCGCCGGAUCUCCCUUGACCCGGGAAGAGCUGGAGCUCUCGGUGCUCGGGGCGCAGCCGGACGAGCAGAAGCCUCUCUACGGAACCAUCCAGGUCAUCCCUCUGUCGGUCGAGGAGCCUCGCGAAGCCCAGCCAGCUCUCCCCGCAUCGCAGACGCCGAGCGCUGGUGGUGCGCGCAGGGCUCUUCUGAACCGAGCCGACGCGGGCGUGCGCACCAGCCGAAGCCAGCCGGAGUUCCCGCCACCCCUCUGGGCUCUCCUACCGCCGUGGAACUUGAGAAUUCCUACCCUGGAGGCUGACAAGGAGAACCUGUGGAGCUCCUGUAAUAAGACAUUGAUUGGAAAGUGCAAACUGUGGAUGGUCAUUGCCUCUGUUUUCCUAGGUCUCAUUGUAGUGAUCAUCAUAAGCUUAUGUCUUAUUGGAGCAACUUACAUCGAUGAAGAUGAAAACGAAAUACUUGAAUUAUCAUCAAAUAAAACAUUCUUGGUCAUGCUAAAGGUUCCAGAGGACUGUGUUACUGAAGGAGAGUUGCCUGAGCAGCUCAGGAAUAGGCUCACAGCUGUGUACAGCUCAUCCCCAUCUCUGAGUCGUUAUUUUACGUCAGUGGAAAUCACGGACUUCAGCGGUGAAAACACCACAGUCGCCUACCACCUGCAAUUUGGGGUUCCUUCCGAAGAUGACAGUUUUAUGAAGUAUAUGAUGAGUAAGGAGUUGGUGCUCGGCAUUUUACUACAAGAUCUCCACGAUCAGAGAGUGUCCGGUUGCGAGACUUUGGGGCUUGAUCCAACAUCCCUCUUGCUCCACGGUCACCCGCAGUUGAAGGCCCGUAUCCCGCUUUGCAGUAUCAUUGGUAAGCUUCAUGAAAAUGCUGCGGUUUCACAAGAGACGUGUUGA
This is a messenger RNA of Suricata suricatta (meerkat), 1302 nucleotides long. RefSeq names its product chromosome 5 C3orf52 homolog (gene C5H3orf52). Bases 1 to 1302 code for a protein of 433 amino acids. The transcript is spliced from 8 exons. NCBI's taxonomy places the organism in Eukaryota, Metazoa, Chordata, Mammalia, Carnivora, Herpestidae. The record is from RefSeq and is a predicted model, not a curated record.